UUCCUUUGAUUUAUAAAAGGAACACGUUGAACAAGAAAAAAUAAACAAAACAACAAGUUGCUUGAAUUUUAACCAAAGUAAAAACAAAAAUGAAAAAUCGUUUCACUACAUUUGAUUUAAUUGCCAUAUUACCCGAAAUUCGAGAAAAAUUAUGUGGCAAUCGUGUUUAUCAAGUUUACGACAUAGAUAAUAAAACAUUUUUGAUAAGAUUCUCUCAUCCAGCACAUGACAAAAAUGUAGACGAAGAACAUUUGAAACAGAUGCUCAUUCUUGAAUCUGGCAUUCGUAUACAUUUGACUGAAUAUGAUUGGCCGAAAAAUUCAUCACCAUCCGGUUUUACAAUGAAACUACGUAAACAUAUUAAAAAUAAACGUCUUGAAACGAUCAAACAAAUUGGUAACGAUCGAGUUGUUGAUCUUCAAUUUGGUACAGCUGAAUACGCCAAUCACAUUAUCCUCGAACUUUAUAGCAAAGGAAAUAUCAUUCUUACCGAUAAAGAUUAUAUCAUCCUUAGUUUGCUUCGGAUUCAUAAAGACGCUAAAACGAAUAUUAAUAUUGCUGUCCGAGAAAAGUAUCCAAUGAAUUUGAAUACAUACAUUGCAGAAGAAUCUAAAAUGUCACAAAAUCGUAUUCAACAGAUUUUGGCCAAUUCAAAGGAACAAAAUUUUAAAAAAUUAUUCAAUCCACAUUUCUUAUAUGGACCAAACUUAUUGGAACAUUCAUUGAUGAAAGUUAAAAAUAUUUUGGAUACAAAUCGAAUAAAAGUAACAAUAGAAGAUAUUGAUUGGUUGAAAUGUGUAUUCGAUCAUGCCGAAUCAAUUGUCAAAGAAAUUCGAGCAGCAUCAUCGAAAGGUUAUCUGACAAUGAAAAUUGAAAAAAGACCAAAUUCAACCGAAAAUAUUGCAAUGAAUGACGAAUUCCAUCCAUAUCUAUUCAAACAAUUGGAAAAUCAUCGUUACACUGAAUAUGAAAGCUUUAAUAAAGCUGUUGAUAUUUUCUUCUCCAGCAUGGAAUCACAACGUAUUGAAUCGAAAGUUGUUCAACACGAGAAACAGGCAAUGAAAAAAUUGGAAUCGAUUAAAAAGGAUCACGAAUCUCGGCUAGAGAAUCUAGCCAAAUUACAAGAAAUUGAUAAUCGUCGUGCGGCACUGAUUGAAAAUAACAUUGAAUUAGUUGAAAAUGCUAUUUCGGUCCUUCGAAGUGCUAUAGCAAAUAAAUAUUCAUGGGAUAUGAUUGCUGAGAUGGUAAAAGAUGCUCAAGAUAAUUGCGAUCCAAUUGCAUCAAAGAUACAGGGACUAAAAUUGGAGAAGAAUUGUUUCGCUAUGCUGCUUGAUGAUCCUUACGAAGAUGGUGAUGGUAGAGAUUCUAUGGUUGUCGAUAUCGAUAUCGAUCUGACGGCGUAUGGAAAUGCAAGAAAAUACUAUGAUCAUCGAAAAGAUGCAGCGAAAAAAGAACAAAAAACCUUGGACCAUACUGAAAAGAUCUAUAAGAAUGUUGAACGUAAAGUUAAACAAGAACUUAAAGAAACCACUAUCAAAACGACUAUUGUUAUGGCGAAGAAAACAUUGUGGUUCGAAAAAUUUUUCUGGUUCAUCAGUUCGGAAGGUUAUUUAGUUAUUGCUGGUCGCGAUGCACAACAAAACGAAAUGAUAGUCAAACGUUAUCUAACCAAAAAUGAUCUUUAUGUGCAUGCUGAUAUUCAUGGUGCUACUUCGGUGGUAAUCAAAAAUCAUACAGAAAAGCCAGAAAUACCUCCUAAAACCAUAAAUGAAGCGGCUAAUAUGGCCGUUUGUUACAGUGCAUCAUGGGAAGCUAAAGUUGUAUCCGCCGCUUAUUGGGUAUACUCUCAUCAGGUACAGAAAACGGCACCAACAGGCCAAUAUUUAUCCGUCGGUUCAUUUAUGAUAAGGGGCAAAAAAAACUACAUACCAUUACAGAAUUUAGUCCUUGGUUUUGGCAUUCUGUUUCGAAUCGAUGAAGAAAGCCUUGAACGUCGAAAUGAACAACGAAAAGCACAACCACCACCAACGAUUCAAGACAAAGAUGGUGAAGAAAUUGAUUCUUCAUUUCCGGAUACGACAGUCAAAUAUAAAGAUUUACUUGAAGAACAUUUCUCCAAAACAGAUGAUGAUGAUUAUACCAUUGUCAACACAGGAGAAAAUUUAAAGAAAAAAGUGAAAAUGUUUUCGCAGAAAAUGGCUGCCAAACAAAUGAAAAAGCGUAAUAAAAUUGAUAAAAAGAAUAUUGAACAAAAUUUAAAAGAAACAGUUACAGAAACUGGUGAAACAAUAGCUGUGGCUGAAAAUGCUGAAGCGGAGACUAACAUUCAUAAUGAUGAUAAUGAUGAUGAUACUGAUGACAAUAAAUCCGAUAUCGUUGAUGAUGAAGAAACAAUGAACAAAAAUAAAAAUGAAAACAAUUCUGGUGAUGAUGAUGAUGAUGAUGAUAUUCAAGAAGAAUUGAACAAAUACAGUCUUGAUAGUCAACGAAUUAUCUCAUCAUUAGUAUCGAAUCCAAUGACCGAUGAUAAUCUUUUAUAUGCAUUACCAGUUUGUGGCCCAUAUACGUCCAUGCAAUCAUACAAAUAUAAAGUUAAAAUCAUACCCGGUUCAACGAAACGUGGUAAAGCAUCAAAAAAUGCAUUAAUGUUAUUUUUAAAAGAAAAAUUGGCUACUGAUCGUGAAAAAGAUUUACUUAAAGCAUUAAAAGAUCAGGAAAUAUCCAAAAAUAUGCCAGCUAAAGUUAAAAUUGUGGCUAGGAUUAAUAAAUGAAUGAAUAUUAAUAUUUAACAAUAUUAUGAAAUAAAUUAUUGUAUCCUUUUUAUUUUAAAAA
Dermatophagoides farinae (American house dust mite) is the source of this 2832-nucleotide messenger RNA. RefSeq names its product Nuclear export mediator factor NEMF homolog Clbn (gene Clbn). Gene Ontology annotation, molecular function: tRNA binding; ribosomal large subunit binding. Gene Ontology annotation, biological process: ribosome-associated ubiquitin-dependent protein catabolic process; rescue of stalled cytosolic ribosome. Lineage: Eukaryota; Metazoa; Arthropoda; Arachnida; Sarcoptiformes; Pyroglyphidae. The record is from RefSeq and is a predicted model, not a curated record. Gene Ontology annotation, cellular component: RQC complex.